Molecule: messenger RNA, 2610 nt
Organism: Maudiozyma saulgeensis
Lineage: Eukaryota; Fungi; Ascomycota; Saccharomycetes; Saccharomycetales; Saccharomycetaceae
Source: the annotation of a GenBank genome assembly
AUGGAUCAAUUGGAAAUCAGUGUUAAGACGGAGAUUGAACCUUCUCCUUUAAAUAAUCCCGAUUUAAUCGUUAUUGAUGGGAAACAAGUCAGUAGAACCUCCAUGGGUAAAAGAAAAUUUCAUAAUAAAUCAAAGACAGGUUGUGAUAAUUGUAAAAGACGUAGAGUUAAAUGUGAUGAAGGUAAACCAACUUGUAAAAAAUGCGAUAAUAUGAAAUUAGAUUGUAUAUAUUCUCCUCCAAAACAAAGAAAGAGGAAAAGAACAGCAAAAUCUGAUGGGUCAGUAACUAAACCAUCAAGAUCUAAUUCUAAUGAUGCAACGAAAGCUAGUGUGAAUACUACUACUACUUCCACCAAGAAAAUUUUUUCAUCAUCAACAAAAAGUGCAAACCAAUCUGCAUCCUUUAAGACGAAUAAUUCUAAUGGUUCUUUGAAUAUUUUAGAAAAUUUAAAAUUAAUUCAAGAUCAAGAACCAUUACAACAAUUGCAACAAUUACAAAAAUUACAAUUCAUGCAACAACAAUUACAAAACGAGAAAAUGAUAAAUGGUUUACCACAACGUAAUAAUAACAAUAAUAAUGGAAACAAUCCUCUAAGUAAUAGUAAUAGUAAUAGUACAAAUAAUUUAGCAGCUUCACUAUUGGGGCUUGCAAACAAUGCUAGCAAUAGUCCAAAUGGUUUACUUUUGCCACCAUUGAUUACAGGGAGUAAUAGCCAUGCUGGAACAGUUAGUAGUGGAAACACAGGGUCUGAACCUUCAAUGUUUUCUGCUACAAAUUCAACAAAUACACCACAAUAUUCUGGUACGAUAGGCAAUAGUACCGAUAGAUUCAUGAAUAUGCAAGGCACAUACAGUCCCAAAUUACAAUCUGUUGGAAUGGCUGCGUCAAAUAGUUUAAAUUUUUUAUUAUCCCCAAACAGAUCAAAUACAAACCAGUCUUCAAAUUCAUUGACAGUCGGUGUAAAUCAAUUAAGCAUGCAGAAUGAUACUCAAAUGUUAUUACAACAACAACAGCAGCAGCAACAAUCACAGCAACAACAACAACAACAACAACAACAGCAACAGUCUUCUCUUGCAGGAUUAGCAAAUAUUAAUAUGCCUUUCAAUAUCGAAGCAUUAUCUCAAUUAAACAAAUUAAAUAUUAAUUUGAAAAAUAUUUUACCAACAUUGGCAAAUCAAGGCAUUGAUGCUACAAGUAUGUUAGCAAGUACAGGUUUUAAUUUGAACUCUCUACCAUUUGACUUCCAAGAAUUGUUAGGAAAUAAAUAUAGCUUGAGUGGUGGCCAAAAUAAUAAUACCAGCAAUUCAAACGUAACAAGAGCUGCAAAAGCAAAUAAUGCCGAAGAAGCCUUAGCAGGUAUGCAACAGCAACAACAACAACGAGUUAACAAGAUUCUAGAAUUGAAACAAAUCUUACAACAGACAAAACAGCAAAACAAUUCGAGAGAGGAAGAAAAAUUGUCAAAGAAUGCAAAUAUAUUGUCUACAUUAGACUCUAUGAAUCCACUAUUAAAGACUUCAUUAGAAAAUGCCCUCAAUAUUGAAAAAACAUCCCCAAGAGACUCUCUUACUUCAAGUCCAAAGGGCCUAGAUAAGACAGAUGGUGACCAAAAUGAAAGCCCAAUGACAACAUCUUCAAACAAUUCCUAUGGUAUUGGAAUAGGAGCAAAGACAUCAAAAUUAGUAGAAAUGUCAAACUCAUCAAGUUUAAAUCUGGUGGACUUGAAAUUGUUCCAUCAUUACUGUACUACAGUAUGGAAAACAAUCACAGAUGCUGGUAUAUCAGGCCCUGAAGUAUGGAAGACAUACAUUCCAGAAUUAGCUUUUGAGUAUCCAUUUUUAAUGCAUACAAUUCUUGCAUUUAGCGCUACACAUUUAUCUAGGACAACACCUGGCCUUGAGGACUAUGUUUCUGAACAUCGUUUAAAUGCAUUAAAACUGCUACGUGAAGCCGUUUUGGAAAUAUCAGAUGAUAAUACUGACGCCUUAGUAGCAUCUGCAUUGAUCUUAAUUAUGGAUUCUCUGGCUAAUGCUCUGAACUCUACAGAAGGGAACACAUCUGCUUGGAUCUUCCAUGUUAAAGGUGCCGUGACUAUUUUGACCGCAGUUUGGCCAUUACCUGCUAAUUCCAAGUUUUCGAACAUUAUAUCUGUAGACUUAAGUGGAUUUAGUAGUGAGGUCAACAAAGAAAAUGGUGCAAUUUCUGACCUUGUUUGUUUUGACGAGAGUAUUUCUGAUUUAUAUCCAGUGGAAGUGGAUUCUCCAUAUUUUGUUACAUUAGCAUACCUGGAUCAAUUACACAGGGAAAAGAAUCAAUUAGAUUUUAUUCUUAGAGUAUUUGCCUUCCCUGCCUUAUUGGAUAAAACAUUUUUGGCUCUAUUAAUGACUGGUGAUUUAGAUGCAAUGAGGAUUAUGAGAAGUUAUUACAAAAUGUUACAUAAUUUCACAACCGAGGUAAAGGACAAAAUUUGGUUCUUAGAAGGUGUAUCACAUGUCUUACCACAAGAUGUUGAUGAAUAUAAUGGAGGUGGCGGUAUGCAUAUGAUGCUGGACUUUUUAGGUGGUGGAUUACCCUCAAUGACGACUACCAAUCUUUCUGAACUUAUGUAG